Messenger RNA from Sphaerodactylus townsendi, 1917 nucleotides. Its product is annotated as zinc finger and SCAN domain-containing protein 16-like. Lineage: Eukaryota; Metazoa; Chordata; Lepidosauria; Squamata; Sphaerodactylidae. Gene Ontology annotation, molecular function: RNA polymerase II cis-regulatory region sequence-specific DNA binding; DNA-binding transcription factor activity, RNA polymerase II-specific. Gene Ontology annotation, biological process: regulation of transcription by RNA polymerase II. The transcript has 4 exons. Bases 171 to 1796 code for a protein of 541 amino acids. The record is from RefSeq and is a predicted model, not a curated record.
AAAAACCUCUUGCAGACUGAAAGGGCAUUGCCCACUCUUUGGCAUUGGAUGAAACAGCCUCCAACGUAAACAUCUUGUGCUGAGUGAAAUUUCAAGAGGGCCACCCCAGACUUUGGAGUCUCUCCUCAAAGAGGUUGAACACGAAGGAAGGAACAGCACCAGGUCUGGAAAUGGAGGGGCAGAUCACAGCCAAAUUGUGGGAUGAAGUGCAGGGAGAGGCAAAGAAAGGCCCUCAAAUGGUGCAUGUCGGAAGCAUUGGGACCUUUCUCAGCAAGGAGCCCCCGCCUCAGGUGAAACAAGAACUGGAAGAAGGAUUGCAGCAGCUCUGGGAAGCCCAAUGGCAGGAGUUCCUUAAAAGUGUGCAGGUCCCUGACUUGAGACCACUGCCUCAGCCCGUGUCCGGGAAUGACUUGAAGGAUUUCCAGUCAGCCCUCAAAGGAGUUGCUGAUGCCCCCCAGUGGUCGAGGGGAGGGUGGGUGGCCCAACCCCUGCCAGGCCUGGGCAGAGAAGACCACAAAGUAUACCGGAGUUUGGACUCCGUGAAGGAAGAAGUUCUGAAUGAGGACACCUUCCGUCUGGAGAUGCAGCGCCAGGAGUUCCGGCAGUUCUGCUACCAGGAGGCCAAAGGGCCCCGGGAAGUUUGUGACAAACUCCGGGAGCUUUGUUAUCAGUGGCUGACGCCGGAGAGACGCUCCAAAGAGCAGAUCCUGGAACUGCUGAUCCUGGAGCAGUUCCUGAUCAUCCUGCCUCUGGAAAUGCAGAGCUGGGUCCGGGAAAGUGGGCCCAAGAGCUGUGCCCAGGCCGUUGGUCUAGCAGAGGACUUCCUGAUGGGCCGGCGAGACAGCAAGAGAUGGGGACCGCAGAAGCCUGUGCCUAUCACAGAAGUGGCUGUGAAUUCCUCUGAAGCAAACGAUGUUCUGUCAGACUCUCGGGACAGGCAACUUUGCAGAGUGACCAAGCCAGACUUGGGCAAAGAAGGAAACAUUCCGGGUAAUGGGCCUUUUGGAGAUUCCAUUCGUCAGGUAGAUUCUGAUCAAGUGGAACCACAUGAUACAUCCAUGAAAAUCGGCUUAGUUUUCCAACAUUAUGAGAGAGGAACAAUGGUCUCUGAGCAGUCAGGGGCAGCAGCUAAGCAGGCGAAGGAUACAGAAAACAGGACAUCUGAAAUUCUUCCCUCUUGGGAAGGUGACUUUCGUGAGAAAGAAACCAAAAAGCACAAUUACGAGGAGCUAAAAAUGAGCAUUAAUGGUGAAGGAAGCUUCAAACUGAGCAGAGACCUUCUUAAACAUGAAACAGUCCCCGUAGAUGAAAAGCCCUUUAAGCCCUCACAGUUGGAGGACAGACGGGUUCUGCUCAAGUGUUCUGAGUGUGGGAAGAGUUUCAAUCAGAAACGAUACCUGACGGGGCAUAAACGGAUCCACAAGGGGGAGACGCCGUACAAAUGCUCGGACUGUGGGAGGAGCUUCAACCGCAAGUGGAACCUCAUUGCCCACAAGAGGAUCCACUCUGGGGAGAACCCCUACAAGUGCUCCGACUGUGGGAAGACAUUCAGUCAGAAGGGAAACCUCAUGACCCACGUGAGGAUUCACACAGGGGAGAAACCAUACAAGUGCGCUGAGUGUGGGAAAAGAUUCAGUCAGCGGGCAGGCCUUACAUCACACAGGAAAAGCCAUAUAAAAAUCAACAGUGUUGGAAAAGCCACCAUGGGCUAUCUGAUUUUCUUAAACCUAAGUGAAUCUGGACAAGAGGGGAGUCCUGUUCAAGCGCAGCGAAUAGAGACAAGUUUGCCUUCUUAAAGACAAACUAUUUUACACAGGAAAAAAUAAUUUGCAUAGGAGAUAACUCUUUAAAACCAUCUGACUGUAAUUGUAACAGGGUGUGGUUGCAUAUUAUUAAAGAUCAGAAAAUUUCUAGGAA